CGUCGUUUACGUAUUACUCGCCUAUAUUGGCCUGUCUCAUUACUACGAGUAUUAAUUUCGCAGACAAGACAUUGUUUAUCUCCAGUGGCGAAGGCUUCAGAUAACUCGAGAGAUGGUGAAUGGAGCGUAUUAUUGGACAAGUGGACAUUUUAACCAUUGAUUGGCCGAAAUGUAGUCACGUGACCGUAAGGGCCAAUGACUGCCGAAAAAGUUGUCAACAAGGGUGGAGGUGUUCUAGCAGUGUUCUUCGGGACAUUUAAAUUUUAAAGGCAGAAGGAUAAUACAAUAACACUCGUUUCCCUUGCGAUAAUUGCAGAUUGGCGAUCAGGGCUCGAAUUUCAAAGAUGUGUGGAGAGAUGUAAGGAGUAUAUUCAUCACCUACCCCAAGACAGGUGUUGAUUUCAAACUAAAAUCUUAAAGUUGGUUUUUACAUCGAUAUCCGAAUCACAAAGACAAUUGGCGCAUAAAAUGCCUCCAGUUAUCCCUGUCAAGUCACUGUACUCGAUCGUCCUUGACAAGGUGACAAGCACUCUAUACCAUUCAGCAGCGACCGGGAAUUUCAAUUCAGAUGAUGUUCGCAAGUACUUGCUUCGCGUGCUGCAUUCAGGAAUUCGGCAAGAUCUGAUUUCCUCUGCCACCAAGAAGUACAAGGCUGACACGGGCACUGUCCGAUUCAGCACGGCGUGCAAGUACAACACGUACAAGUUGUUUGACCUCAUCGGUCUGGUGCUUGACUCGACCAUCAGACGCUUGCACCCUAUCGACCAGGACAGUUUCCUCUGGAUCAAUGAGUGUCACGAGCUCUUUUCCUGUUUGGAAAACUGCCAGGCUGUCGGACUAGAGGAACUGAGCGUCCGCGUGCGGAUCAACCCACGUCACGAUCUCGAAUUUGUAUCCAUCAUGAACACCACCUUCCACAGGGUUCUGUACAAAAUGACAAACCUGCGAGUGUUGAUUUUACGGAGCAUCUGCGACAACGAGAUGCUGCGACUCAUCGGUGAGCACUGUCCCAAAUUGGAGCACUUGGACAUGACGUCCUCUUGGCUAGUGGAUGACAGAGGAAUCAGGCACUUGCUGCUGAAAAAUCCCAUGUCAUUUUACGAAAAUGAUUACUCAACGAGUGCAGAUUGCGAGAAAACAGCGUGCUGCGCUCAUUUAAAAGUUGUUCGGAUUCAAGACACAAACACAACAGAGCUUGGAGUCAUAAUGCUGCUGCUGUUCAUACCGCAGCUACGCUCCCUUGGAGGCUUCAUUUACUACAGAAAUGUGGGUGAUGCCAUCCUGUCUCUGCUAGACUGGAAGCCAUCCUUGUUCUUAAGACUGACAGACCUUUGGGACACCCACCUACCCGAUGGCAAGUCCGAGAAGCUGAUUUACGCUUUGCCUGGCCUCCAGAGUUUGUACACCAGAGGGACAUACCUGCCGAGGAUUUCAGCCUGGAAGUUUUUGACAUCGCUCACCAUCGACUUUGACUUCCGAGACUUUGGAGCGCUCUUAGAAGAUUUUCUCGCCGUUUGCGGGCCUCGCUUGCAGAAGCUUGCUAUUGUUGAUCAGGUCCAUGCGAUGAACUUGGAAUCCAUGUGCCAACUGUGCCCAGCGCUGACAGAGCUAACGGCAAAAAUUUGCUGCGACAUAAAAGACGGAAGGUGGAGAAUGAGCCCAAAAUCAAGAAUGCCUCUACUCAAAAUUGCGAAAGUGCGCCUGGAAACCGCUGAAGUUCUCCCUGCGCUGCUCUUGUGCACGCCUGAGUUGACAAACCUGGAAAUUUUCUACGAGCAGGAUGGUACUUCGCCUGACCUGGACGACGUGAUCCUCUCCCAAGCUCUGCAGUCUGCAAAGCACGCGGCGGACCCACCAUGUUUAGAGUUGUUGUACAUCAGGACAGAAAGCUCGCUUGGGUGGCUUGGUUUGAUGGAUUUACUGACGUUCUGUCCUAACUUGAAGUGCGUUGGCGACCUAUAUCAUUGGUCGGCGCUAGACAAAACAAGUCUAGAGCAGCUGGAGGAGUUAACGAUCAUCAGAAAUUGGAAUUUAACCAUCCUGUUUCAAGGCGUGAGGCUCUCAGCAGGUAACUUUUUGAAAAUGUAAAUUUCACCCAGUUGAAUGGCAAGGAAGAAAUUUGUGGUUUAUAAAUUUGACUCUUGAAUUUGUAAGGCUGGAAUAUGUAAUGCGAGAAGACUUAAAAUAAGGUUAAAUUUAGGACGUUUGAAAGAGGUAUGACCCUUUUGGCACCAAAAUUAUUGUAAUGAAAAGACUUGAAAAUAUUUAUCAUACAUAAUGUUUAGCAAUUAACACUAAGCAAUAGAAGCAAUAGCAUACUACAUAUAUUUUGGAUGAAGGAAAGAGUGUUUGGUAAAAAUUACUUGUGCCAUUUUGGUUUUCGGGUAUUUAUCGGAGAUGCAUAUUUAUACACUAGAACCGGAAUUUUAUUUUAUUGAUCUCUUGAGUGUCAAGGUCUAGAAAUUUGUUUUAUUUUUCUUUGCGAGGUACUUGACAAAUAAGUUUGGCGUGUGUCUUUUUAAAGUUUAAAUGUUAAAAAUAAGAUUUUCAGGUACCUGUAUUAUUAUACACUAACAUAAUUAUUAUGCAGCAAUUAAAUGUUCGUUUUUGUUUAGUGCAUGUUGAUUUUUACAUUAAUGCAAUGGAUGCAAAUAACAAUACUAACACGAAGCAUGAAGAACGUGGAUUGCACACAUGAUUAUUUGAAUAAGAGGAAAUCAGAAUUUAAGACAUUACAGUGGUUUUAGAGUGUGACAUUUAUUGUCCUUUUAUAAAAAGCAUAAUUACUAACGCCUUAUAAGGCAAAUUCAAUCUAUAAGGGAUGUAACAAUUAACGAACCUUGUAAAAGAAAAUUUGUCACUUUAAGUGUGUGUUUUAGAAUAAGUCUUUGUUUUUUUAUCAAACAUUUUUUGAAAAUAGUGUAAUUUAUUGUGUGAUAACAGAGGAGAAUGAGUUUAAUUAAUUAAGACUGAUAUACUUGUGAUGUAUUUUUUCUUCAAUAUUUCGCGAGAUAAGAAUUUUAUGUAUAUAAUGAAUAAAUAUUUGUCUUUUCUUCAAUACCAAAA
This is a messenger RNA of Cloeon dipterum, 3066 nucleotides long. RefSeq lists its product as uncharacterized. The coding region runs from base 469 to 2088 and encodes 539 amino acids. The record is from RefSeq and is a predicted model, not a curated record. The transcript is spliced from 6 exons. Lineage: Eukaryota; Metazoa; Arthropoda; Insecta; Ephemeroptera; Baetidae.